Molecule: messenger RNA, 504 nt
Organism: Aplysia californica (California sea hare)
Lineage: Eukaryota; Metazoa; Mollusca; Gastropoda; Aplysiida; Aplysiidae
Exons: 1
Coding region: 1-504 (167 amino acids)
Molecular function (GO): nucleic acid binding
Source: RefSeq, a predicted model, not a curated record
AUGGAUAAUGCGUCAUAUCACAACGUAGUGGAAGAAGAGGACAACAUUCCAACAAGUGCAAGCAGGAAAGAGGAAAUGACAGAUUGGCUCAACCAAGAGAGGAUACCAUUUGCACCGUCUCAGCUUAAACCUGAGCUUCUCUUGCUCGUUGAAGAACGUAGAAAAGCCAAACGAUUUCAAGUUGAUCAAAUUGUGGAACAGCACGGACACAUUUGUCUACGGUGGCCACCCUACCACACCCAUCUAAAUACAAUUGAACUCGUCUGGGCGAAGAUCAAAGGCACGGUUGCAUCUCAAAAAACAAACUUUAAACUGAAAGAUGUCAAACAGCUAUCAGAAAAUGUGAUAUCUCGAGUGGACAAAGUUUAUUGGCGGCAGUGGGAAACGCAUGGAAAACGUAUGAAGGACGAGUAUUGGGAGAAGGAAGGACUUGAGUUCAUCCAACCAAGAGUAGUCAUCAACCCAUGUGAAGACUCGUCUGACUCGCUCACAGAACAAAGGUAG